Molecule: messenger RNA, 2435 nt
Organism: Archocentrus centrarchus (flier cichlid)
Lineage: Eukaryota; Metazoa; Chordata; Actinopteri; Cichliformes; Cichlidae
Gene: chadla
Product: chondroadherin-like a
Exons: 11
Coding region: 114-2435 (773 amino acids)
Biological process (GO): immune response; toll-like receptor signaling pathway
Cellular component (GO): plasma membrane
Molecular function (GO): protein binding; transmembrane signaling receptor activity
Source: RefSeq, a predicted model, not a curated record
CUCAGAGUGAAGUAAAGUCCUCAGUGGAUAACUAAGGCCCGAACUGGCAGAUUCAAUCCAUCUCUAAUUCUUGUUACCAAGGAACAAGUGACAGUGCAGUCAUAUGAUUGAAGAUGCAGGUUUUCUCUGCUGUAUUCCUGCUCAUUUUAACACUGGCUAUAACCGUGGAAGCCAAAACAUGUCCCAGAGAAUGCAGCUGUGACAGCACCAAACUCUCAACGGUCUGCGUUGGCAAGAACCUAACAGAGAUUCCCCCGACUAUAGAGGAGAUUACAGUGAAACUCGACCUGAGGAAUAACAACUUGCAGGUGCUGUCCAGGGGGGCAUUUUUGCACACACCCUACCUCACCCACCUCAACCUGCAGCGCUGCAACAUCAUCGAGAUAAAAGAGGGCGCCUUUCGGACUCUUGGCCGAGCGGUCUCUCUAAACCUGGCCCAUAACAAAAUUGAAAUCCUCUAUCAGGAGUCCUUUGACGGCCUCUCCUCGCUGAAAGAGCUGCAUCUGGACCAUAAUCGUAUUGAGGAGAUCCAGCCUGGAGCCUUCACACAGCUCAGCUUCCUCAACGUGCUGGCCCUCAGCCACAACCAGUUGGUUUACAUCCCCAACAUGGCCUUCCAGGGGCUGCAGAACAUCAAGUGGUUACGGCUUAGCCAUAACUCUCUGAACAACCUGGCACCUGAGGCGUUUGCUGGGCUGUUCACCCUCAGCCGCCUGAACCUGGAUCACAAUGAGCUGCAGUUCUUCCCCACAGAGACAAUGACAAGACUUCGUGAGGUCACACGCCUGGACAUGAGCCACAACCCCAUGAUCUACCUCGGGGAAGAAUCUGUCUCCAUGGCAAAGCUUACACACCUCUACCUCAACCACAUGUCCCUUCAGGACCUCUCAGACAAGGCCUUCUCUCAAGCCCCGCUGCUCACACAUCUGGACCUCAGCCACAAUCAGCUUCGGUAUCUGGAGCCUCCGUCAGGCCCUAAAGAGCUCACCAGCCUCAACCUGACUGGGAACCCAAUCUACUGUAACUGCUACAUGCAGCCCCUGAGGCAGUGGGUAGGAGUCAGUGGUGUGAAGCUGCUGGGGGCCUGUUCUGGACCUCCCCACCUCUCAGAUGAGCCGCUGCAGGCAGUAGCUCCUCUGGACCUGCGCUGCCGCAGCAGGGAGGGAUCACCUGUGGUGGAGGAGGAGGAUGAGGAUGAGGAUGGAAGAGUCCCACCUACAGUCACAGUCACAGCCAAGCCAAAGCAGAAAGCCAAGUGUCCAGCAAACUGUGAAUGUGAUACUGAAGCCCAGCAUGCCACCUGUGAGGGUCGGGGGCAUACAAAAAUCCCGCGAGGCUUCCCCGCCAAGACGCAGCUGCUGGACCUCCGUGUUAACCACUUCCACUACCUUCCAACCAACAGCUUCCCGGGCAGUGGCCAAGUUGUUUCUCUUCACCUGCAGUUCUGCAAAAUCCAUGAAAUCGAAGGCGGCGCCCUCCAGGGGAUGAAAAACCUUUUGUAUUUGUAUCUUUCUGACAAUGACCUCAGGUCCUUGGACCCCAAGGCCUUUGCUGGAGCUCCCAGGCUCACCUACCUCCACCUGGAGAGGAACAGGCUGGCACAGUUCCCUGGGUCAGCUCUGUCACUCUUACCAAGUCUGUCUGUGUUACACCUGGAGGAAAAUGCCAUUUCUAAACUUGAGGCCAGUGGGUUGCCCUCCUCUGUAAGCUCUAAACUUAGCGAGUUAUACCUGAGCAAUAACAACCUAACUGUUAUUGCCAAGGGUGCUCUGGACUCUGUCUCUCUAAUUGCCCUUCACCUGGAUUCAAACCAGCUGACUGAGGUGCCCACUCACGCGCUGCUUGAGACCCCAAAUCUGCAGGAGUUCAAUCUCUCUAGAAACUCAGUUCACUGGGUGGGACCAAAAGCUUUCCAGCCCAUAUCCCAAAGUCUGAAGAGGCUUUACAUGGAUCACAUGGGAAUGGAAAAGAUCUCCAGGGAUGCUCUGCUGGGGCUGGGUUCGGGGCUCCAGACUCUGACUAUGAGAGGAAACCAGCUGAAGGAGCUUCCUGAUCUGAGCCCACUCAGCAACCUGGAGGUGGUGGACCUGCGAGACAACCCGCUGCAGUGCGACUGCUCCCUGCUGCCUUUACGCAGGUGGAUGGAGAAUGUUAGCUUGGAGGUGGCUGCAACCUGCGGUCACCCUCCUGACCUCAGAGGUCAGAAGGUUCAGGACAUCCACAUCUUCAAGUCCUGCCCAGAGAACAUCUCUCCUCCAGAAAAGACUGUUGUGGAUCCAAAAGUGGUGAAAUCCAAACCAAAUGCCUUGAAGUCUCAGAAGGUCAAAGCUAGGCCUGCACAGCCCAGAGGUAAAGUGGUCAAACCACCCAGGAAGCAGCCUCAAAGAAAACCUGGGACACCAAAAAUAACAAAGAAGAAGAAGACACUGAAAUGA